AUGACCAUAGAGGACCUUCCAGAUUUUCCAGUAGAAGGAAAUUCUUUGAUUGGAAGAUACCCAUUUUUAUUUCCAGGUUCUGAUACACCAGUUGUCUUUUCCAUUUCUGCAGCACCAAUGCCUUCGGACUGUGAGUUUUCUUUCUUUGAUCCUAAUGAUACAUCAUGCCAGGAAAUUCUCUUUGAUCCUAAAACUUCUGUAUCAGAAUUAUUUGCCAUUUUAAGACAGUGGGUUCCUCAGGUCCAGCAGAACAUUGACAUUAUUGGAAAUGAGAUUCUUAAGAGAGGUUGCAAUGUGAAUGACAGAGAUGGAUUGACAGAUAUGACACUUUUACAUUAUACUUGCAAAUCUGGAGCUCAUGGUAUUGGUGAUGUUGAUACAGCUGUAAAAUUUGCAACUCAACUUAUUGAUCUGGGAGCAGAUGUUAGUUUACGGAGUCGUUGGACAAAUAUGAAUGCUUUGCAUUAUGCUGCUUAUUUUGAUGUCCCUGAGCUUAUAAAAGUGAUUUUGAAGACAUCUAAACCAAAAGAUGUAGAUGCCACUUGCAGUGACUUUAAUUUUGGAACAGCUCUGCAUAUUGCUGCAUAUAACUUGUGUGCAAGUACCGUGAGAUGCUUAUUGGAACAUGGAGCAAAUCCUGCAUUUAGGAACGACAAAGGACAGAUCCCUGCUGAUGUUGUUCCAGACCCGGUUGAAAUGCCAUUAGAAAUGGCCGAUGCCGCAGCAACUGCUAAAGAAAUCAAGCAGAUGCUGUUAGAUGCGGUGCCCCUGUCAUGCGACAUUUCAAAGCCCAUGCUUCCAAGCUAUGAUCGUGUUACUAGCAAGGCGAUGCUUGCAUCACUCGGUCUGAAGUUGGGGGAUCGUGUUGUUAUUGCAGGACAGAAGGUUGGAACAUUAAGAUUUUGUGGAACAACUGAAUUUGCAAGUGGGCACUGGGCUGGCAUUGAGUUGGAUGAACCAGAAGGAAAAAACAAUGGAAGUGUUGGGAAAAUCCAGUACUUUAAAUGUGCCCCCAAAUAUGGUAUAUUUGCACCUCUUUCAAAGAUCAGUAAAGCAAAAGAUCGAAGGAAGAAUACAGUACACACCUCUGCAAAAGCUGUGCCUCUUAUCAGGUCCCAGAAAAUUGAUGUAGCUCAUGUAACGUCCAAAGUAAAUACUGGAUUAAUGACCUCCAAAAAAGAUAGUGCUUCUGAAUCAACACUUUCAUUGCCUCCUGGUGAAGAAUCAAAACCUGUAACAGACAAAGAGGUUACCCUGCUUGGAUCCGUCAGCAGCUCCUCCUCUACAUCGUCUUUGGAACACAAACCAAGCUACCCCAAGAAGCUGAAUGCACGUAGCAAUGGCAAGAAGACAGUGAGCAAAAGCCCAUCUGUCUCCUCUAGAGCCAGUGCUGGUUUGAAUUCCUCAGCAGCAUCUGUAGCAAAUAACAGCCGCUCUUCUGGAGAGCUCCACCUGGGAGAUCGCGUACUGGUGGUAGGCCAGAGAAUUGGCGUCAUUAAAUUCUUCGGGACAACGAACUUUGCUCCAGGAUAUUGGUACGGUAUAGAGCUUGAGAAACCCCAUGGCAAGAAUGAUGGCUCAGUUGGAGGUGUGCAGUAUUUUAGUUGUUCUCCGAGAUACGGAAUAUUUGCUCCCCCAUCCAGAGUACAAAGGGUAACAGACUCCCUGGACACCCUUUCGGAAAUUUCCUCGAAUAAACAGAAUCAUUCUUAUCCUGGUUUUAGGAGAAGUUUCAGUACGACUUCUGCUUCUUCCCAGAAAGAGAUUAACAGAAGAAAUGCUUUUGCCAAAUGGAAACCCGCGCUGCGCCGCAGCUGGAGCGGGGCCCCCACCACGGGCGGCGUGGAAGGGAGCGUGAAGCUGCACGAGGGCUCCCAGGUCCUCCUCACAAGCUCCAAUGAGAUGGGGACCGUUAGGUACGUGGGCCCCACGGACUUUGCAUCAGGGAUCUGGCUGGGACUGGAGCUUCGAAGCGCCAAGGGGAAGAAUGACGGAGCGGUGGGAGACAAGCGCUAUUUCACCUGUAAGCCGAACCACGGAGUCUUAGUUAGGCCGAGCAGAGUAACCUAUCGGGGAAUAAAUGGGUCAAAGCUUGUGGAUGAGAGCUGUUGA
Molecule: messenger RNA, 2112 nt
Organism: Puma concolor (puma)
Lineage: Eukaryota; Metazoa; Chordata; Mammalia; Carnivora; Felidae
Source: RefSeq, a predicted model, not a curated record